Messenger RNA from Musa acuminata AAA Group (dessert banana), 5185 nucleotides. RefSeq names its product B3 domain-containing protein Os02g0683500-like. Lineage: Eukaryota; Viridiplantae; Streptophyta; Magnoliopsida; Zingiberales; Musaceae. Gene Ontology annotation, molecular function: DNA binding; DNA-binding transcription factor activity. The transcript is spliced from 2 exons. The record is from RefSeq and is a predicted model, not a curated record. The coding region runs from base 275 to 1309 and encodes 344 amino acids.
GCAGUCGUUUGGAAGGACAAAGAAGAAGCCAAGACACCUAGGCUGAUGUACUACUGCACAACCAAAAUCUCACCCUCUUUCUGCAAGGGGUCGAUGGGAUCCCUCCUAAUCGUCAUCCCUUCCUUCUCUAGCUAAAACUGAAGCCAUCUCCCUUCCACCCCUUGUAUUCAUUCUUUAGAUUGCACAGGAUAAGAGAAGAACAGAAGGAAAGCAUACAUAACGUGCUGCUGGUUUUUCAGUUUGGGUAUCUUAAGGGAAUCUUAGGGACUUGAAGAUGGCGUUCGCCCAUGGAAGAGAUAUGUUUGACUUUACGGAGCAAGAAGAGGCCUGGAAGCAUGCUCCUUUUUUGCUUUCCUCCUCUUCCACCUCGUCCCCGUCGUCGUCCUCUGCUCCUUUCAGGUGGAACGACGGCUCGUCGAGCAGUAGCCGCCGUGGCGAUGAUUCCUUUAUCGAAAAGGAGCACAUGUUCGACAAGGUGGUAACACCGAGCGACGUCGGCAAGCUCAACCGACUGGUGAUCCCGAAGCAGCACGCCGAGAAGUACUUCCCGCUGGAUGCGGAGGCCCACGGGAAAGGGCUGCUGCUCAGCUUCGAGGACCGCAACGGCGAGUCGUGGCGCUUCCGGUAUUCAUACUGGAGCAGCAGCCAGAGCUACGUGAUGACCAAGGGAUGGAGCCGCUUCGUCAAGGAGAAGCGGCUCGUCUCCGGGGACACCGUCUCCUUCGGUCGUGGCGUCGGCGAGUCCGGUCGCGACCUCCUUUACAUCGACUGGAAGCGGAGGCCUGAGAACCAUGGCGCAACCCGGGCGUCUCGGAUCUCUUUCCAUGGAGCAUCCUUUGCGCAAUCUGCAGGACUGUGGGGUGGUCACCUCUUCAUGCCUCGUCCUCCUCCUCCUCCUCCGGCGACGGUAUACGACCACCACCGCCUGGGGUAUGGAUACAAUGUUGUGAGUGCGAGUGCUCUUGGGGGGCAGUAUCUUUUCUACCAAUCUCCGGUGACGGGGCCAUCACCGGUCCAGUUGCAACCUGGUGGCGGUGGUGGCUCGCCCAUGGCUCAUGAUUCGGUGUCCGUCGUCCACAGCCAGGCUACGGCCAAGAACGUAAGGCUGUUUGGAGUAAACCUCGUCUGCACCGGAACGGAAAGCAAAGCCAAUGGCAGUAACCAAGGCGCAUCAUUUAGUUGUCUAAGGUCGCAAGAGGCAUCUGCUCUCCCUCUCCUCCAAUUUCAGCAUAGCAGCGCCGAAUCCUCGCUGGUUUCGUCUUCGUCGACGAGCAAGGAGCAGCAUUCAUCGUUGGAUCUUGACCUAUGAAGAAGACGAAAGCAAAAAAGCGAGGACAUUGCCAUCUUCUUCCGGAUCAUUUGGGACGGACGCUGAACAAAACUGGCGAAAGCUUUGGAGGUUCUUUCUGUAAUUUUCUGCUUCUUUCAUUCGUCUUCAUAAUCUUCUCUUCAAGUUGUAAAUACAUGGAAAGAUAUGAAGGUUCGUAAUAUGAAUUCUAAUAUGAAUGAACCUUUCUCUGGCCCAAUGUUCUCCUUGCUUAAAUUAAUCUCUUCUAAUUAAUCCAUGUUAUCUCAGAAUAAUCUUUCUCAGAUAGUUCCAAAGUAGUCAACUCGACAUUCCUUAAAAUGGAGGACAGACAUACAGUUCUGAAGCAAUAGAGGUCAGAUCUGAACCCCGCCCUCCAUAAGUCUUUUUAUCUUGCAUUUAUCUGGAUCUCAUUUUUGUCUGCUAUGCCAGUGUUGGUAUGUUAUCAUCCAUGCAUAAUGUGUAAGCAUGUCAAAAAGUUAAUGCAAGUAUUUGUUUUUCCUUGCUUUAUUCUCAGAAACAAAAAUCUAGCAGAUGGAGCUUGUUUGGACUCUAAUGUUAAACCAUAUUAAAGAACAUCUGUGAGAGCUUUACCUUCCUGCACUCUAUUUAAAGCCUGUUAAAGCUGGAUGAGCUGUGCUUUUACUGCAAAUUAAUUGAGGUUUAGGGAUGCACUGCAUUUGUCAGUCCUACUAAGACAGUAUAGGUUGUCACUGAUCUCCUGUCAUCUCUCAGUUCUACAAGAAAUUGUUUGGGUCAUUUCUGCAUCAAGUUCCUCCAUUAAAAUCUGUCACUGGUAUAUCUGUCAGUGCCUUCUUUUUCUUCAUUGCUCAUGCCUCAAUGAAUCAUCUGUUCUUUACAUUGUUGCUUCUUUAGGGAAUGUGUCAGUACAUUACUUCACAACAUUUCUAUCUUUGUUUAGAAAUGAGAUGAAAGGCCGCCUACAGAAAGUUUUUCAUAUCUUUUCACUGCACAAUCUAGGCUUUGGAAUUAAGUCUAAGAACUUCUACUGGUAAAAGUACAGUUCAUUCAAUACAUAGUCGGCAUAACAUCUUCAACUAUGACCAAGAAUUAACAUGGAGAUGCUGAAAUGUACAACGAAAAGCCAAUGAUCAACUGUUCUGUAAUAAAAUUAAGAGUGUUCAUAAUCAAAAUUUGAUGAUCUAAUGUAUAUCUGGAUCUCUUAACAAAUCACAGCCAUCAUGUCCUUGUUCUUGUAGUUAUAUUUUAAUUUAUUAUGAUUUUUGGACUAAUUACGACCGGUCGAGUAUAUUAUGAUGAUUGUGCCCAUGACGAUCCUCCAAUUCAGUCAUUUUUCUCAACAUAAAUUGUUGGUUUUGCAUGGUUGUAUACAUCUACAUGCAAAGUUGUAAUUUUUUUUUUCAAAAACAAAGAACAUUACUAAGUUUAACUUGGAAAAUUGUGUGUUAUUUGUUCUAUGACGUUUCUACAUUAGAUAAUUCCUCAAAUGUCAGUUAGUUUGUCUAGUAUAUAUACUGAUAUAUAUGUUCAUGUCAUGUUUCCUUCUUCACAUUGUCAACAUUGUUGACAAGGAUAUGCACUUGCAUUUUGAUGGGAAGUUGGAAUGUUUUGUUUGGAGUAUAGGCAUAUCAUAUAGAUUAGAAGUUUUAAGUUAGGGAAUGUUUGCACAUGUAGAGAAAUCCACACUCAGGUACCCAUGCUUUAUCUGACAUGAUAGCUUCAUAGUAAUUAAGAUGGAUUACUUGCCUAUCACAAUCAUGAUUUCUUAACUGAAUGUUCUGUACAUUGAGAAAGAUUCUUUCUUGAUUAGAUAUUCAGGAUAAUGGUCUAGUGGGGACAAAAUGUCAUUAUUGCUGUUUUAUACAUCAGGAUCAAGGCAUUGGAUCAAAGCCUUCUUUUCUUAAUUUCUUGAUUACAUGAUCAUUAAAGAUCACUAUGUAGAUUGCGAAAAAUAUAUAUAUAUGGUUUUAGAUGAAGAAUUAUAGAUGGAAUCUGGGUUGAUAUAAACUGUUUCAUAGACCUGAUGGAUAGUUGCAUGUUUUCACUUAUCCUACAUUAUAACAUGCUGGUUAAUCAGCUGAGAGUUCUUGGACAACCAAAGACCACCCACAUCGUUAAGCAGCUAAUCCCUGUGUGUAGUAGUCUUAAAUAAUCAUUUUUUUGCUGUUAGUACGUCAAGAAUAGAAUCUUACAUUGUAAAAUAAUUUUAGAGCUGUGAUUAAUUCAAAAGGAUCUCUUGUGCAUCCUAUUCUUGAUACAAACUAUACAAUCCAUCUAUUAAACUGAUAACUUGGCUAAGCAUAAGAUUCUUUUGAUGCAUAUUAAGAUAUAUGUACGGUUUCAAGCAUGGGAUGGUUAAUAUAAAUCCAUUCAUGCUGCACACACUGGAUAAGAAGCAACAAAACCAAAGAGAAAGGAAUUACUCUAAUCUAAAAGAAACUAAACAGUUUAUGUGCCGGUGAUCUACGCACAGUCGCCUCUUCAUUGACAUUUCUUUUCAUGCACAUGUUGUACUGAAAAAGGGAUUGAUGAUGAGUUUUACAAUGUACGUUCCAUUACGAGUCUAAGCUAAUUUAAUUUUAAGGUGCAAGCACUACUACAUACACAUAAAUUUUAGCCAUGCAGCUAUCGUACAAAUUCCAGUCAUCAGGUUGACUUAAUAGUCAUUACGGAAAUAAAUUAUGAUGAUUAGGUCACCUUUCCAAUGUUUAUAAAUGGCAUUGAUGCCUAAAGAUUCCAAAUUGUUUGUGGUUUUUGUUACGUUAUCUUAUACAUUUCUCUACCAUGACUUCUUCAGGAAUUGAUUUUUUGAAGUACUUCAAGAAAAAUUUCCAACAAACUAAGCAAAAUAGUAGCGAAAAGGUUUUAGAGUGAACUUAUUUGAUAUAUAGAUGCAAUACUAUCAGUUCUCAAGAAGCAAUAUUGAUAUAAGUUAAUGACACAAAUACCUCUUAAUAGUUCGAGUAUAUUAAGCUUGACUGACACAGUACUUCUUUUUAAUUUUUGAUAUGCGCACAUUGAUUCCAUAAUUGUAUAGUUUAGUUGAAGCCCGAAGUCGAUAUAAUGAUUUACUUUCCCUGCAUUUAAACAGUAAUUAUUUGUUUUUUCUCAGGGUUUUCGGUGUAUUUAAACAAAAUUUAGGAGUGACUGGUGAUUACUCUAUGCAUUUCUGCAAUGAAGAACAUUCCCUUGGAAGAACUCUGCAGCUCAAGCGUGAACAACUGAGAUGGAAUAUCAAGUCAAGUGCCUUGUUAAGCCUCAUCUGCAUGUUGUCUUCUUCAAGACCACUCAGGCCAACAAAUCUUACAGAGUUUGGUUCACAGUCUAAGCGAACGAUCUCAUUACACAAUCAGGCAACAGAAAAAUCGGUUCUUCUACAGGCAAGAGCAUGGCAACAUAACUCUCCAUCAUUAGCUCGAAGUGGCAAGUAGAAUAGAGGCGAAGACACACAGACGGCCGUCCUGGAUUCGUCUGCGACGCACCGCAGAUGGGACGCAUGACAGACUGCAUCAUCCGUGGAAGCUCCUCGCUGAGGAACAAGGCCAAGUGUGCAUCUGAGCCUGCUCUGCCAUCUUCAUCUUCAUCCUUAGGUGGUCCAAAUGCUGCUAAACCAUUAUAUAUGGCGAGUUCACAGUCUUCUUGCAGUCCGUCGCAGGACUCGUAUCUCCAGAUGCCAAAAGGUUAGGUCGACCGCCAUCCCUCUUUGAUGCCUAUUGCCUCUCCCUUUCGGCUGAGCCCACCACCUCCACCACCACCACUACCCCAUGUUCUUGAGGACAACCUCUCUUCGGCAAUAAAACUUAUCAAACCAUCCUACCCAUGUCAAUCAACUCCUUUGGAUAUUGUAUUAUUGCCUUUGCCACAGCUAGUUUUAAAAUGUUCAUCACUGUUGUAUCA